GCGAGCAACAACUACUGACAGAUAUCAGCUGUUCCAGUAAAUAAGGAACCGCAUUUAGGAAUGGAUGUGGUUGAAAAUAUUAUAGAAAAUGGAACAAAUAGCGUCGAAAGUCUCGACGAAGAAACAAAUACAAAUGGAGAUUCAACACAAAUAUCAGAAGGUGAUGAGAAUUGGUAUUAUAUGCCAGAUUCUAUACUUCUCAGUAUUUUUCAAUACCUAACACCAAGAGAACUAGUAACAGCAGGAGAAGUAUGUAGAUCAUGGAACAAAGUAUCGCAAGAUGAAUUUCUUUGGAGAGAUUUAUUCUAUCAAACUUAUAAAAUAGAUUCAGAUAUUGGUAUUAUGCCAGGAAAAACUUCCUGGUUUGAAGAAUUUAAACGUUUAGCAUAUCAUACUCCUUUAAUAGAAACUGAAGUUCUCAAUCAUCAUUCACAUCAAGUAUUGCAUGUUAGUUUUUCGCACAAUGGCAAAAUGUUUGCAACAUGUUCAAAAGAUGGAUACAUUCUUGUAUGGAAAAGUCAACACCCAGUUAAUAUUAUAUAUCUUAAUGACAUGAAAACGUUUAGUUGGAAAUAUACUCAGUUUUCACAGUUUAAUUCUACUGAUACUUUGCUUCUUGUCUCUGGUGUACAUUUUGGUACACCACAUAGUACAUCAGGAGAAAUAGCUGUCUUCAGAGUAGCACCUGGCUUUCAACUUCAAUGUAGAGUAGCAAAUAAGCCAUAUGACAUAUUUGGUACUUGGUAUAGUGAACAUUACCUUUUAAGUGGAAAUUUACAUUGGCUAGCACAUCUGGUUAGUACUAGUGUACUCUGGCUAAAUAAGGCUAAUCAGGAAUCAGCAAGUGAACAUGUGCCCAUCAUGACACAAUUGUUUAGGUUUUAUAAUGGAAAUGCUUCUUCAAUAAGAGCAAUUAUGAUUGCAAAUUGCUUAGCUCCUGCAAUUGAUUCUGAAAGUUCACAAGAUCAACCUUCAUCAUCAAAUAUCAAAGAAGAUAAUGUUCAAAAUCACGUAGCAACAUCUUCAACUAAUAAUUCACCACAGGAAGAACCAGUUGUACUUCAUCAUGUCUCAUCUAGAUUACAAUACAGUACAAUAGAAGGACGUUUUAUGAAUUGGAUAAAACUUGGUGAUGGUUUUGAAUAUGCUAGUCCCAUACAAUACAAUAAGGAAUAUAGACAAGUUGAAAAAGAGAAAACAGUACACGAAACUGAUAGUGAAAGUGAUAGUGAAAAUGAGAAUGAAAAUGAAAAUGAAAAUGAAAACGAAAAUGAAAAUGAAAAUGAAAACGAAAAUGAAAAUGAAAAUGAAAAUCAUCAGUGGAAUGAAGAGAACGAAUCUGCAGAAUCAUCAACAGCAGAAGAGUGUGAUUCUGAUGAAUUAUCUAAUAAUCCAGAGAAAUUUCUAAUUUUUACAACUGGAUCAAAAACAUAUACACCUCAUCAAGUUGGUUUUAAAAGGAUCAAAUUAGUUACCUUUCCAAGAAGAUUAGAUCCAGGACCAUCACUUCGUGAAAGAUUAGCGCAACGAGAAAGAGAACGAGAAAGACAAAACUCAGGAACUUUGUAUACUAAUUGGUUGGAUUAUGAAGCAGUGGCUGAUAGAUUUGACAAAGUAGAUCACUUAAUUGAUUUACAUGGUCAUAUUAUAGGAAUGGGUCUUUCUCCAGAUCACAGAUAUUUAUAUGUCAAUACAAGGCCUUGGCCAAGAGGAUAUGUUAUUACUAAUCCAUUACAACCUCCACCUAUAGCUCAAGAAAUAGAUAUUCACGUAAUUGAUUUAGUAACAUUGAAACAAGUUGGUACAAUGUUAAGGGCACAUAAAGCAUAUACUCCAAAUAAUGAAUGUUUCUUUAUAUUUCUGGAUGUAUGCAACGAAUAUGUGGCAAGUGGUGCUGAAGAUAAACAUGGCUAUCUUUGGGAUAGACAUUAUGGAGUUUGUUUAACCAAAUUCCCUCAUUCUGAUGUUGUCAAUUCUGUAGCUUUCAAUCCUAAAGAUCCCGAGAUGUUAGUUACAACUAGCGAUGAUUAUACAGUCAAGAUAUGGCGCAGUCGAGCCAUGGUAAAAUCCUUAGGUUUAAACGAACAUUCUUUUAAUCGAGGAAUGGAAAUGAACCUACGUAACAUUGAUGUGGAAGACAGAUCAUGGACACCCUAGUCUCAGUGGGAAAUAGUUAUUGGGAGAAAAAUGAGAAUAUAUAUAUUUAUAUUAAUCUUGCUUCUAUUAAUUCUAAAACAAAUGGAAAAGUGCGCUUAGUUGAAUAUUUGCUCACAUAAAACUAUUUAAUAAAGUAAUUUACCAUAGUGGAUUCAUUUUA
Molecule: messenger RNA, 2317 nt
Organism: Vespula pensylvanica (western yellowjacket)
Lineage: Eukaryota; Metazoa; Arthropoda; Insecta; Hymenoptera; Vespidae
Gene: Fbw5
Product: F-box/WD repeat-containing protein 5
Exons: 10
Coding region: 61-2157 (698 amino acids)
Biological process (GO): protein ubiquitination
Cellular component (GO): SCF ubiquitin ligase complex; Cul4-RING E3 ubiquitin ligase complex
Molecular function (GO): protein binding
Source: RefSeq, a predicted model, not a curated record